Adineta steineri is the source of this 465-nucleotide messenger RNA. The record is from the annotation of a GenBank genome assembly. NCBI's taxonomy places the organism in Eukaryota, Metazoa, Rotifera, Eurotatoria, Adinetida, Adinetidae.
AUGAGUUCGGCAUCAGCCAUUCUCACAGCUUUAUCCGAUUUGACCAAUAAUCCAAAAUUGGAACAUUAUGAUCCUCAUAUUUGUAAAGAUAUUCAUAUUAAACUUGAUAAAGAAGCACGAGACCAAGGUUUAAGCUAUGAAGAACGUUUCGAAAUGGCCAAAAAAAAUAUGUCUGUUUAUGAUAAAUGGGCAUCAAUAUUUCCUACUGGUAUCUCACAAUGUCUUAAAGAAUACUGGAAAGAACGUAUGAGUUCAGCACCACUUGAUCCUCGUUUUCCAAAUGUCAAUCAAACAAAACGAUGUUGGAUUAAUUAUGUUGAUUAUCAGCGUUGUAUGGAAAUGAAAAAUGAUGAAAAAGUUUGUGGAUAUUUUAAACAUCUUUAUAAAGAUUUUUGUCCAGAAGAAUGGGUCAGUAAAUGGGACGAUGAAAUGGAUCGUGGAGUUUUUCCUGGUAUUCAUGAUUAA